This is a messenger RNA of Fragaria vesca subsp. vesca, 1482 nucleotides long. Its product is annotated as eukaryotic peptide chain release factor subunit 1-3-like. Gene Ontology annotation, cellular component: translation release factor complex; cytosol. The transcript has 2 exons. Gene Ontology annotation, biological process: cytoplasmic translational termination. The coding region runs from base 1 to 1332 and encodes 443 amino acids. Gene Ontology annotation, molecular function: sequence-specific mRNA binding; translation release factor activity, codon specific. The record is from RefSeq and is a predicted model, not a curated record. Lineage: Eukaryota; Viridiplantae; Streptophyta; Magnoliopsida; Rosales; Rosaceae.
AUGGCAGAUUAUCACAAGACUGAUAUGCACAUUGAGAUGUGGAAAACAAAGAAACAAAUCAAGGGACUUGAAACUGCGAGGGGGAAUGGCACCAGCAUGAUUUCUCUCAUCAUUCCUCCUCGUGAUCAAAUCGCUCGCGUUACUAAGAUGUUGGACAAUGAGUAUGGAACUGCUUCAAAUAUCAAAAGCAGGGUGAACCGUCAGUCUGUUCUAUGCGCAAUUAAAUCUGCCCAGCAGCGGCUCAAGCUUUAUAACAAGGUUCCUCCUAAAGGACUUGUGCUCUAUGUUGGAACAAUUGUUUCUGAAGACAGGAAGGAAAAGAAGAUUACAAUCAGUUUUGAGCCUUUCAAGCCCAUCAAUGUGUCUAUGUACCUCUGUGACAACAAGUUCCAUGUUGAAGCUCUUAAUGAACUAUUAGAAUCUGAUGAGAAAUUUGGUUUCAUUGUCAUAGAUGGUCAUGGUACUCUUUUAGGGACAUUGAGUGGUAACACGAGGAAGGUGCUUCAUAACUAUACGGUUGACCUCCCAAAGAAACAUGGAAGAGGAGGGCAAUCAGCUCUUCGAUUCGCUCGUCUUGGAGAGGAGGCACGCCACAACUAUGUUACUAAGGCAGCAGAAAAUGCUACCAAGCUUUUUAUUAACCCUGCCACAAACCAGCCGAAUGUUGCAGGACUGAUACUGGCAGGAUCAGCAGACUUCAAAACUGUGCUUAGUGGUUCAGACAAAUUUGAUCCACGUCUGCAGGCCAGAAUACUGACUGUGGUGAGUGUUCGCUGUGGAGGAGAGAAUGGUUUCGAUCAGGCUAUUGACUUGUCAUCGGAGAUUCUAUCCAAUGUGAAAUUUGUACAGGAGAAACGCCUGAUGGAAAAGUACUUUGAAGAGAUUAGAUUGGAUACAGGAAAGUAUGUUUUUGGUUUAGAUGAUACACUAAAAGCUUUGGAGAGAGGUGCUGUGAAGAUACUUAUCGUGUCAGAAAGCCUGGAAAUCAAUAGGUAUGUGAUGAAAAACUCUAGUACUGGUGAGGUUGUCGUCAAGCAUCUUAACAAAGAGCAGGAAAAUGAUAAGAGCAACUUUUGGGAUUCUGCCAACUCCAGAGAACUAGAUAUUCAGGACAAGAUGUCAUUGUUGGAGUGGUUUACUGACGAGUACAAGGGGUUUGGUUGUACUCUUGAGAUUGUCACCAACAAAUCACAAGAGGGGUCACAUUUCUGCCGAGGUUUUGGGGGCAUUGGAGGAAUUCUCCGCUACCAGCUUGAUAUGAGAUCAUUUGAUGAGUUUUCUGAUGAUGAAGAAGAUUACGACGAUGGAGACGUUUCUGAUGAUGCUAAAUAGGAAUCAAUGAACCAUUCCCCAACUCUAGUGCAGCAUGCUGGGGAUGAAAACCCCUGCACCAGUGGCCAUGGAGUUGCGGUAGCUGCUGCUGCUGCGGAGCCUGAGCGGUGCUCAAAGGAAAUAACAGGCUCGAUCAAGGGCAUUACAUUA